Nicotiana tabacum (common tobacco) is the source of this 1356-nucleotide messenger RNA. Lineage: Eukaryota; Viridiplantae; Streptophyta; Magnoliopsida; Solanales; Solanaceae. The record is from RefSeq and is a predicted model, not a curated record.
AUGAGAUCUCUGUCUGAGAAAGAGCGUGAGGAUAGUGAAGAAGACUAUGACAAUAUGGCUAUUGCAAGCUUUAUUAGUUCUAGGAGUAGAAGGGCAACUCCCAAAACGCCCACUCCUAAAAGACCUACUACUAGGCUAGGUAGUGCACUUGUUGUUGACGUUGAUGACGAGGUGAGUGAGGAACCCAGUCCCUUAAUUCGUAAGUCCUCUAAGAAACCUACUGUUCCAAAAUCUGGGAAAGAGUCAUCUGUGAGAGUGAUGGAGGUUAGUAAUGUUGAAGUGGGAGAGUUUGGCGAGAAAGUGGCUGAGGAGUCUGGAGAGAAAGUGUCUGAGAAAUCUACAGAGAAAGAGAAAAGUGUGAGAAAAUCAGUGAAACAGAAGGCUAGUGCCAAUGAGGAACCUGGUUCCUCCAAGAAGGCCAAGGUGGGUGUGGCCAAGAAUGAAGGAAGGGAAAAUCUGAGAAACCAGAAGGUGUUGUGGGGCAGAACAUUUGCCCCUAAUAUUCUUGACAUGACAGGAAUGUGCCAACUGGUUGAUAUAUGUGAAUUUCAACAGUGGACACAUUUGUUCACAAAUGAGAGUCUUAAGAUGUAUGAGGCAGAGGUGUGCAGUUUCUAUGCUGACAUUUUCACAGUCGAGGAUGACAACAUCUGCAUGAAGGUGAAUGGUGUUGACUUUGUGACGGAUGAGCCUGUGUUGGGAACCAUCUUGGGAGUGCCUACUGACGGAAUAUCCUCCAUUGAGGGGACUUGUUCUUCAAACUUCAGAAAUACCAUUUUGAAGGAUGAUGCAGUACAACAGGAGGAAUGGGUACACAAGAAGGCCCUCCUUCCAGUGUACCAAUUGUUAUUCGAGAUGGUGAACAAGGUUUUGCUCCCUUGUGCAGAAAGUCGUUCCAUUAUGUCACGAGAAGACAUGUUCCUCAUGGAAGCACUCGAUGCAUACUCCACUAUCAAUCUGUCGGGUAUCAUGAUUGAGCACAUGAAGAAAGUGACAUAUUUCAAGGAUGGUAAUCAUGGGCUGCCCUACGAGUUUUUACUCACCAAAGUAUUUGAGUUCUUCAAAGUCCCUUUGGGAAAGGCUACAAAUAUUACCAAUGAAGAGAUAAGGAAGUUGAAGGCACGAAAUGUUAUUCUUGAGGGACAGCUUAGUCAGGCCCAGGAGACACCUAGUUCCAGCAGCACACAAGGCGUAGAGGUUGCCCGUCUGACCAAGGAGAAUGCUGAUCUCAGAAAACAGGUUGAGGAUCUGAAGGAGAGGUUACUCAAUGAGAAAGGGUCCGCAAAUGCUCGAAUGGACAUCCUCCUUAGAACUCUUGCCACUUCAUCUCUGCCUCCCCCUUCCAGUGCUCCUUAA